This is a messenger RNA of Xylona heveae TC161, 990 nucleotides long. RefSeq lists its product as hypothetical. The record is from RefSeq and is a predicted model, not a curated record. The transcript has 3 exons. Gene Ontology annotation, cellular component: plasma membrane. The coding region runs from base 1 to 990 and encodes 329 amino acids. Lineage: Eukaryota; Fungi; Ascomycota; Xylonomycetes; Xylonales; Xylonaceae.
AUGCUGGCCGUCCAGCCUCCGCGCCGCGAGGACCUCCAGCCAUCAUAUGCGCAAACAAUCCGUUCAGAGACUGAAGAUGCUAGCGCUCACGGAUGGUACGGUUCUAUGAUUAAUACACUGGGAUCAUGCGUUGGUUUCUGCGGUGCCAUUCCCUGCUGUAUCGUCUGUCCCAACCCGUACAAGCCCGUUUCUCAGGGCAACGUCGGUCUUGUCACAAAGUUUGGUCGGUUCCAUAGAGCCGUCGACCCGGGUCUGGUCAAAGUCAAUCCCUUGUCGGAGAAACUGAUUCAAGUCGAUGUCAAGAUUCAAAUUGUUGAGGUCCCGCAACAAGUCUGCAUGACCAAAGACAAUGUGACCCUACACCUGACCUCCGUCAUCUACUACCACAUUACGUCUCCGCACAAGGCCGCUUUUGGAAUCAGCAACAUCCGCACCGCGCUCGUCGAGCGCACGCAGACGACCCUGCGCCAUGUCGUUGGCGCGCGCGUGCUCCAGGACGUGAUUGAGCGCCGUGAAGAGAUUGCCCAAUCGAUUGGCGAGAUCAUCGAAGACGUCGCGUCCGGAUGGGGCGUGCAGGUCGAAAGCAUGCUGAUCAAGGACAUUAUCUUCAGCCCGGAGCUCCAAGAGUCUCUUUCCAUGGCCGCGCAGAGCAAGCGUAUCGGAGAAUCCAAAGUCAUUGCCGCCCGCGCCGAGGUCGAAAGCGCCAAGCUCAUGCGCCAGGCUGCCGACAUUCUCUCGUCUGCGCCCGCCAUGCAGAUCCGCUACCUCGAGGCCAUGCAGGCCAUGGCCAAGACGGCAAACUCCAAGGUCAUCUUCCUGCCUGCCAUCAAUCAGUCGGUCCAGCAGCAGCUCGCCAAUGCCGAAAACGCCGGCGAAGGCCCAAGCACUUAUGGCGCCAUCACCGGUAGUGGAGACCAUCCUGGCAGCCCGUCGUCCAACGAGGACCGCUUCAAUCGUGGCGUCGCCACCCAGAUGAUGCAGACUAUUUAA